GUUGAGCAAUGAGGAGUUCAAGGGAGCCACUGUGGGGAAAGCAUAUAAACGCACAGUUUGCAGCUUUGAGUACUCCUGCGGAAUCGCUCAAUUUCACAGCGAGAAACCUUUAGUUUCGGCGUCCACCAUUGCUCACGAAAUGGGUCACGUGAUGGGCAUGGAUCACGACCAGAUUCUGGAUGGGCGUGGUGAGAACUGUGAUUGUGACGACAACACCUGCAUAAUGAGUGCAGUCUCAACUGGUUCGGCGCCAUUCGUUAGAUGGUCGCGAUGCUCCGAGAAGCAACUGCGUGAUAACUACGCCAGGGAGCAGGACGCGUGUCUGCGGGAGCGCCCCGACAGUCUAUACAUGUCUCCAGUAUGCGGCAAUGGCUUCCUCGAAGAAGGAGAGAAAUGUGACUGCGGCAUUGUAGAGCUGUGUACGAACCCGUGCUGCAAUGCUACGACAUGCCAGCUUCAGCCGCAUGCUGAAUGUGGUGCCGGGUCGUGCUGUGAUCUACAUACGUGCCAGCUGAGGCCCGCAUCUGUCGUUUGUAGACCAGCUCGACGUAGCUGUGAUCUGGCCGAGUAUUGCACGGGCAGUUCGGAGCUUUGGGAGCUGUGUGUGAACGCGGGUGAGGCGUACUGCUACGAGGGUGAGUGUUACUCACACCAGAGCCAGUGUCGCCGACUGUGGGGUGAAUCGCAUCACAAUGGUGACGUCGAAUGCUACGAUAGGAACGUUAAUGGUGCAGAGAGCGGAAACUGCGGGCAGGACCGAAUACUCAACGAGUUUACCGCGUGCAGCGACGAUGACAAGAUGUGCGGAGUACUGUUCUGUACGGAGCACGGGCAUUCGUUGUCAGACUCGCUUCCAGAAACGCUGGUAGGAUUCCCGAGCCUCGUGCGCAAGAGCCGAAUACAGAUGGGCGCUCAGAGAACCACAUGUCUCUGGGCCAACAUCGAUUUUGGACUUAUCGUUCGAAACUAUGGACACGUUCCGAAUGGAGCGAAAUGUGGCGAAGAUAAAAUGUGCGUCAACCAUAAAUGGCGUCUCAGUGGCCAGGUGUUACAGAGUGAGAGAACCGAGCAGUUAAGUCCCCGUGCGCGGAGGGAUGGCGCACGGCAAUGGGUUGAGUUCCUCCAGUUAUUGUGCUUCCUGUUACGGCAGGAGGGAUUAGUGUUUGACACCGAGGCGUUAAUGUUGGUAUGCAACAACGUCGGGAACUGUCACUGCUUUGACGGCUAUGCGCCUCCGUACUGUCAGAAACCAGGUGCCGGAGGCAGCCCCGACAGUGGACCAGCGUUAGAUGACAAAGGUUCCUUGACGGUGCUCAUAGCAUUCCUCGUGCUAUUUCUAGUCGUUAUUCCAGCCAUUCUCAUUUCAAUGGCCAUAUACUACAUCAAGUUCGGAUUACCAUCAUGGAUACCGUUGCUAGGGAAGGGCUCGGCUCUAGGCCGAAACCAGCCGAAUAUCAAACCCGAGGAAACCCGAAAAUCGAGUUCGUGGAGAAAUAAGAUGCCAAAGUUCGGAAACAUACGGGACACAUCGUCACCACAAGUGCCUUCACAACAGCAGGUGGAAACACCAGCGAGACCUCUACCACAUACACCUUCGCCACGUCAGGUAUAUAAAUGCUUGCCACGGGGCGCGUAA
Molecule: messenger RNA, 1636 nt
Organism: Priapulus caudatus
Lineage: Eukaryota; Metazoa; Priapulida; Priapulimorpha; Priapulimorphida; Priapulidae
Product: disintegrin and metalloproteinase domain-containing protein 19-like
Exons: 15
Coding region: 140-1636 (498 amino acids)
Biological process (GO): membrane protein ectodomain proteolysis
Molecular function (GO): metalloendopeptidase activity
Source: RefSeq, a predicted model, not a curated record